CACUCCAGAAUCCGGAGAGCUGAGAUUCCUGACAAAGAAGUCUGGGAUAGGCUGCCAAUUCGGGUUUUCAGGAAAACAUUGACUGAAGACUUUGACAAGGCCCUUCAAUAUGAAAAACAAGCUGAAAUGUUUUCGAGCCCAGAGGAAGAAGAAAUGUCAACCAAAUGGAGCCACAUCACCCCUGAACGUUAUAGAAACGAUGAGGAAGAUGUGUUUGAUGCUGACGGCGAAGAGGAAAUUCGGCCAAAAAAGAAGUGCAGAAAAGAGAAAUUACAGAUCCUCAUCCAGGCACCCCCACUGCCAGUGCUCCCACCAUUGAACUUUCCAAACUCCAGCGAGUACCAGACCACUUCAGCCAGUACCAGCCAAUACUACACCACUCCAAGGCAUCCAGGCCGACCUCACAGCCCAGCGAGAAGCAGCACUUACAGGCUCAGUCCAGACAGGAAUCAUGCAUCCAGCUCAAGCCAGUACCAAACCACUCCAACCAGUACAAGUCAGUACCAGACCACUCCAAGAAGCAGCAGGAAUGCCCUUGAAAGUGAACUUUUCCAGUUAAACAUGAAAGUUAAAAAAAUAGUUGAGAACCAGGGAGAAAUUAUGCGCAUGCUGAGAGGGCUGGCAGCACAGUCUGUGGGGCCAGAAGCUGUGGAUGUUCAAGAUCUCAUUGAGAAGCCUUUCGAGACUCUUGAGCAGCUUAAGACCUUCUGUGAACAGCUCGACACUGAUCUUCUGAUCAGAAAGCAGCUGAAUUUGGCAGACACGGUGAGGACAAUGCUGAGGAAAAUUGCCACAAACAAAGUCCUGGAGCAGCUUGGUCUCCGUGCAAAGACAGGCAAAGUGGCAUUUGAGGACUUGCCCUUUUACAGAAUAAUAAUAAGUACGUGUUAA
Messenger RNA from Nerophis lumbriciformis (worm pipefish), 891 nucleotides. NCBI's taxonomy places the organism in Eukaryota, Metazoa, Chordata, Actinopteri, Syngnathiformes, Syngnathidae. The record is from RefSeq and is a predicted model, not a curated record.